AUGCCACAGUAUCGAAGACAAGGGUAUGGACGAAUUCUCAUCGAAUUCAGUUACCUUCUAUCUAGAAUCGAAAGACAACCGGGAACCCCGGAAACACCCCUUUCCGGCUUGGGAAAAAUGACGUACGAUGCAUAUUGGAAAGGUGUUAUUCUAGAAUAUUUAGAUAAACACAGAGGCAUUGAAAACAUAUGCAUCAAUGAUGUUAGCAGUGAAACUGGUUUAAUGAGACAAGAUAUUAUAGACACGUUCAAAUCUCUACACAUGGUUGCGGAAAUCUUUAAAGAAAUGACCAUAUGCAUAGACUGGAAUGUUGUAGAUUCCCACAUAAAGAAGAAAAUUGAAUUAAAACAAAUUCAUAUCGACCCAGAUCGAUUGAGGUGGACACCGUCAAAUUUACCGGAUGGCCAAGAUAACCAACAUCUUGAAGAAUCGGUUUUCAUCAAGUGCAUUCCAGGUGGCUAA
Messenger RNA from Macrosiphum euphorbiae (potato aphid), 462 nucleotides. NCBI's taxonomy places the organism in Eukaryota, Metazoa, Arthropoda, Insecta, Hemiptera, Aphididae. The record is from the annotation of a GenBank genome assembly.